GUUUCCAUUUGGACGGAAAGUAUAACUCGAGCGAAUUUGAAAAAUGCAAGGGGACAGUUUCUUUGUCCGGACCAGCGGAGUCCAAACAAAAAAUCAAUCUUGCAGGUUUUUAUAAAAAAAAACGUUUAGCGGUGCCUUUAUCUUAAUCGUGGCGGAUGUAGUUAUCGAUGUUUUGAUUAUGGCGCACUCAAAUGGCGUUCAAGUGUAGAUUUUGGAUGCCAGUUCUUUUUCAAGGAAAAUUCAAACUUUCAGCUCCUAGUUGCUAGAGCCUUCUCAACCCUUGUGACGAAAAGUUAAGACAUCAGUUUUGAAAGUAAAUUUUGGAAAAUAUCCAAAACUCAACCGAAAUUUCUCAUUCUUUGUGGGCACUUUGGGACAACAAAAUUUUUAAAUACCAAAAUAGUUGGGCGCAAAAUGUCAACUUACGACGUUACGAUUCGUGCACUAAAUACUCACGACGCUAAUUCAACUGGAAGUUGCAAAUGUUAUACUUUGUCGACACCUUGGCAACAUAGCUUGUAAUUGUCUCCGAAUGAGGCCCUGUGGGCAACCGCUUGUACGAUUUGAAUAAAGUAGGGGAAUUACCAUAUAACUUGUAUAUAAGCAAGAUGAUAUCUAGAACUUUAUUGUUCAGCAAGCAGUGAGUGAAACACUAGUGCUUUAGCAACGGUAAACGACAAGCUCAGCUUAAGAAAAUGGAGCAACUGCUACCUAAAAACGCGAUUUUCCUGGAUGAACUAGUGCAGCAGAAGUAUCCGACCGUAUCACUGGGGUUCGACAGAAACUUCCUAAACUUCGAAGGACUGCAAAAUAUUCAGCCCAUGUGCUUUCGUUGCGGCAGCAGCAAUAUUGGCCCUAGGGUGCACAUUCUGCGACUACAGAGUAACAAACCUUUUGUGAGAGAUGAACUUGAUGAGACGUAUUACUGCGGAAGCUCCAAUCACCUCAUCUGCUGGUUAUGCUUCCAGUACUGUCGUCAUUGGGACGAUCACAAACCUAUUGAAUGGUAUUCUGCCGAAAUGAUGGUGUUACGAGAAAUUAAAUUCGAGUGUCAAUGGCCGACUUGUAAGAAGAUCUUCGGCGGUUCCACCCUGAAGGACCACGAAAUCAGCUGCAUUUUACAGCCGCGACGCCAAUGUCCAGUGGAUGGUUGCGGUUGGUCCGGUAAUCUGGACGAAAUUAAGAGUCAACACUUCAAAAGCCACGAAAACAGCAUGUUGCUCUUCUGCAAUGUGGCAAGGGAUCUGCAACCGGGUAACGAUCUCUAUUUGCUGAUACUCGGCAAGUUUGUGCUGGUUCGUCACGAAAUAGAGGAGUUGGGCGAAGUCUUUGAACACGCUUUUACUCUGGAAUUGUGCAAAGAGGAACCGGGAAUUGUAAAACCAGUGGGAUUAGUUACGGCCAAUGGCGUACUACUGAAGCAGAUUGAGGACGGCGAUUUAGUGAAAAGCAUUUCGAGACAAGUUCAGUUAUUUGUAUGUUUUAAAAAUGUUUAAUUUUACCCACAAAAACUUGUUUUGCAUUGUACACUACUGGUAAAAUUCAAACUUCAAUGGCAAAACCAGAAUUAUUAUUCCUUGAUACAUUUUCAAUGUUUUAAGUAAGAUGUAAUGUUCGUAGAUUAUAAAAUUAAUAAACACUGAAUUCAUUCACACAA
This is a messenger RNA of Dendroctonus ponderosae (mountain pine beetle), 1657 nucleotides long. RefSeq lists its product as uncharacterized. Lineage: Eukaryota; Metazoa; Arthropoda; Insecta; Coleoptera; Curculionidae. The transcript has a single exon. The record is from RefSeq and is a predicted model, not a curated record. The coding region runs from base 696 to 1496 and encodes 266 amino acids.